CGAAUUGUGGAUGAUUGUGGUGGAGCCUUCACUAUGGGUGUCAUUGGAGGUGGAGUCUUCCAGGCUAUCAAGGGCUUCCGCAAUGCCCCUGUUGGAAUUCAACAUCGGUUAAGGAGUGGUAUCAACAAUGUGAGGAUCCAUGCACCCCAGAUUGGAGGUAGCUUUGCAGUGUGGGGGUUCCUGUUCUCAACCGUGGACUGUGGCCUGGUGCAGCUGCGAGGCAGGGAGGAUCCCUGGAACUCCAUCACUAGUGGUGCAGUGACUGGGGCUGUGCUGGCUGCCCGCAGUGGACCAUUAGCAAUGGUGGGCUCAGCGAUGAUGGGGGGAAUUCUAUUAGCCCUCGUUGAGGGUGUUAGCAUCCUCCUCACUCGCUUUACCUCUCGACAGUUCCGCAAUGUAGCCCCAUUGCUAGAGGACCCCAGCCAGCUCUCCCCUAAGGAGGAUACCCCAGACACAGACUUUCCCAGCUGUCAGCAAUAUCAUUGAGGAAGCCGCCACAUGACACCACC
Molecule: messenger RNA, 509 nt
Organism: Urocitellus parryii (Arctic ground squirrel)
Lineage: Eukaryota; Metazoa; Chordata; Mammalia; Rodentia; Sciuridae
Gene: Timm17b
Product: translocase of inner mitochondrial membrane 17B
Biological process (GO): protein import into mitochondrial matrix
Cellular component (GO): TIM23 mitochondrial import inner membrane translocase complex
Molecular function (GO): transmembrane protein transporter activity
Source: RefSeq, a predicted model, not a curated record